Molecule: messenger RNA, 2448 nt
Organism: Punica granatum (pomegranate)
Lineage: Eukaryota; Viridiplantae; Streptophyta; Magnoliopsida; Myrtales; Lythraceae
Source: RefSeq, a predicted model, not a curated record
GUCAGUCUCGAAAAAAAGAUGAAGCCAGGUCACGUAUACCUCUGUCUCUUCUUCCUACUCUUCGAGCCAUCUAUGACUAUCCUUGUGUCAUCUCCCUUCACACAGUCCUCAGGUCGUGUGGAUCAGUGCAAUGCCAUAUUCCAGUUCAGCAAUUCACUUGGAAUCGCCACCAGGAUUGAGUCCAGUUAUUACUGCAAUGCAAACUUCUAUAAUUGGACCUCUUAUCCAAGGACAGCCUCUUGGAUGAGAGGUACCGACUGCUGCAAGUGGGAUGGGAUAACGUGCGACAACGUAACAGGAGAUGUGAUCGAAGUCAACCUUAGCUGUAGUCGUCUCCAAGGGAUCCUCCACGUUAACAGCACUCUCUUCUCGCUUCGUAAUCUUCGGGCCCUCUACCUCCGAGGUAAUGGUCUCACCGGGCACAUCCCAUCAUCCAUUUGUCAAAUGACUUCCCUGGAAACCCUGUCUCUUUCAGAUAACAAGCUUGACGGACCCAUCCCACCAUGUUUGGGAAAUCUGACCAAAAUCUCGUCCUUGAGCUUGAGUUUUAACCAUAUACGAGGUUCACUGCCGAGAUCCCUAGCAAACUGUACCAGGUUGGAAAAUCUUUUCCUUUACUCGAAUGACAUAACCGAUUCUUUUCCACACUGGCUUAGAACAGUCCCGCUACGAUUACUGCAUCUGGGUGGUAACAACUUCCAUGGCCCUGUUGGAGCUGAUCCUUUAGCACUUAACUUCCCUCUCAUCAACGAUCUGAUCCUCUCUCUCAGUAAUUUCACCGGCAGCUUGCCGUUUGAUUAUUUUCUGCAUUCAAACUUGACAUAUAUUUACCUAUCUGAAAGCAAGUUUGAAGGCAAUCUGCCGAUUUUACCACCCACAGUUAAAGCGUAUGACAUCUCAGGCAAUAAGUUUACAGGAGGGAUCCCUCCUCUGAUAUGCAAUUCUACAAAUCUCAAGCUCAUUAGGAUGUCAAAUAAUAGGUUGACGGGCAGCAUACCUUGGUGUCUCAUGAAAGCGAGUACCAACCUGUUGGAGCUCACCCUAUCUAUGAAUUUCUUUCAAGGCCCAAUACCAAAUAUAUCAGCUCUCAACAACUGCAGUUUGAAGACAUUUGACUUGUCGGAAAAUAAUUUAGAAGGUAAAUUGCCACGUUUCUUGGCCAAUUGCAGCAACCUGGGAGAAUUAGAUUUCAGCAACAAUGAACUCGAGGAUUUGUUUCCCAGCUGGCUCGAAGCUCUCCCAAGCCUCUAUGUUCUGGGUUUAAGGUCGAACAAGUUCCAUGGUCUAGUAAAAAGUAGCAGAUCGGCUCAACCCUUUCCCAGGCUUCACAUUUUUGACAUCUCCAAUAACAAUUUCUCUGGUGCUUUUCCAACUCAGUAUAUUGCUAGUUUCAAAGGCAUGAUGGGUGGAGACAAGGUGCGCGGGAACCUAUUAUUUCAGGAACAUGGCGUGAGAAACUUUUAUACUACACAUGUGAUCGGGAAAGGGAAUAUAUUAGAUUUGAGGAGAAUUCACAAGACAUACACGGUCAUCGACUUAUCAUGUAACCAUUUCCAAGGGGAGAUACCUGAGUUGAUUGGGGAUCUUAAAUUACUCAUAGGGCUAAACUUCUCUCAUAACAACCUGACUGGUGCUAUCCCGUACUCGUUGGGGAAUCUGACUAAUCUUGAAUGGCUAGACCUCUCGUUCAAUAAUCUCACUGGAAAGAUACCUGGAUCCUUAGCUGAUUUAACAUCACUGGAAUACUUAAAUCUCUCAACGAACCGACUCGUGGGACCAAUUCCUGAAGGCAAACAGUUGAACACAUUUCAGAGUGAUGCCUUUGGGGGGAAUCCCGGGUUGUGUGGAUUUCCCUUGCAAAGACAAUGUGGAGGGGACGCAAAUGAACCACCAGCAUCAAGUACUCUUAAAGAUGAAGAAAACACGAACAAUGGAAGUUGGAUAGAGUGGCAAGCGGUACCGCUGGGUUACGGAUGCGGAACUGUUCUUGGACUUUCUGUGGGAUAUAUCAUCCUUCAUUUCCAAAGACCUCUAUGGCUCAUGAGGAUGAUUGAGAGAAGAAUAUACAAGCUGCAAAGAAGAGCUCGAAGAACUCAUGAAAGCGAUGGCGGGAGGACGCGGCGGCGAUGAUUGAGGCAAAGCCACAACAGUUGAUGGAUCACAAUAAAUGGCAGGAAUGUAGGAGCCUUCAUACCCAUCCUCAGUUCGGGAGAUCUUAGAGAUCAUACUAACAGAGGAAUGGAGUGUCUGUGUGUCAGUAUGUGUGUGUAUGUGGUCUUAUAUAUUCAAAUCCUAGCAAUGUUGUGAUGUAAUAAACAACACAAGGCAAAUAUGGAGCACUACAAGUUGAAUAUCAACUAAUCUCGACGUCGUCAAGUAUGGCCUAAUGGUUCUCUUCUUGGUAAGACGGAGUUUGCUGAAUGAUAAGACUGUGUCUGUUAAUGAGCA